AUGGUUUUGGAAUCCGACGAGCGAUUGAUCACAGUAAUAUUUCUUCCUCCAAAUUGCACAUCAGAAGGACAACCGAUGGAUCAAGGAGUGAUCAAUUCAAUUAAAAAGAGGUACAAAAAGAAGCUGUUGCUGAACGUAGUUUUGACAAACGAGAAUUUGUCAAUGGAUGAUCGACUAAAAAAAAUCACGCUGGCGGAAUGCAUUGAAUGGGUGGCCGAAGCUUGGGAUGAAGUAUCAGCAAGCACGAUUUAUAACUCUUGGAGGAAGUUAAAAAGAUCUGAUGGUCAGGUCGCAGAGCCAGCGGACGAUUCUCUAAACGAAUCGAUCACUCUCGGCACUCUUGCUAAAUCUAUUGGAAAGUUGGGUGGCUUGGAAUAUACGGAGGAUGAGGUCAGAUGCUGGGAAAACGAUUGUGUGCGAGAUGUAUCUGGCAAUUGGGUAACUGGGGAUGGCGAAAUUUAUACAGAUUACGAAAUAGUCGCUUAUGUUAAAGGAACUGAAAAUAAAGAAAAUGAGUGCAACGAUGAUGAAAAUAUACAAGAGGAAUGGUUGGAGGAACCGGAUACGACCACUGAUUUUCAGCGUGCAAUUAGUUCGAUGGAUUUUUUGAUUAAAUAUAUGGAUAGAGAGAAUAUGCUGCCAGAUGUCGGCAUGCUUCGAUUGAUGAAAAAUAACAUAAUGGAACGCGAAUGUAACCAGCAUUAUUGA
Messenger RNA from Sabethes cyaneus, 708 nucleotides. RefSeq names its product jerky protein homolog-like. NCBI's taxonomy places the organism in Eukaryota, Metazoa, Arthropoda, Insecta, Diptera, Culicidae. Gene Ontology annotation, molecular function: nucleic acid binding. Bases 1 to 708 code for a protein of 235 amino acids. The record is from RefSeq and is a predicted model, not a curated record. The transcript has a single exon.